AAAAAAGAAAUGUAGCAACAGUCACGCCGGAUUUCUCCAGUGCAUUUCUGCAACCGGUCGAUGACGACACCUUCAGAGCCCACGCCCACACAACACCGCUCCGCAUACACCCCGCCGACCUCCACGGGCAGCUCUGGCUCCUCCCGACGCCGGGAUGGGGGGAGCGGCCGGUCCCACCCCUCCCCCCGCCCCCCGCUCCCUCCCUCCUUUGCAUCGCUUCUCUCUCUGCCGCCGGGGUCGGCGGUAGCUGCGGACAGGCAGUGAGCAUGGCGGUGCGGGUGCUGCUGGCGCUUUGCGGGGUGGUCGCUGCCUGCCGGGCGGCGGCGGUGGUGGAACCGGGAGCGGAGGUCGCCAGCCGGCGGCGGCGGCUGAGCUCCGAGGACAGCAUCUCCUUCGAGUACCACCGCUAUGCCGAGCUCCGGGAGGCGCUGGUGGCCGUCUGGCUGCAAUGCCCCGCCAUCAGCAGGAUCUACACGGUGGGUCGCAGCGCCGAGGGCCGAGAGCUGCUGGUCAUCGAGAUCUCCGACCGCCCCGGCGAGCAUGAGCCCGGAGAACCGGAAUUUAAAUAUGUUGGAAAUAUGCAUGGGAAUGAAGCUGUUGGAAGGGAGCUGCUCAUCUUCUUGGCUCAGUACUUGUGUAAUGAGUACCAGAAAGGAAAUGAAACUAUUAUCGACCUGAUCCAUAGCACACGUAUCCAUAUCAUGCCAUCACUGAACCCUGAUGGCUUUGAGAAGGCAGCAUCCCAGCCUGGUGAACUUAAAGACUGGUUUGUUGGUCGAAGUAAUGCCCAAGGGAUAGAUCUAAACCGAAAUUUCCCUGAUCUUGAUAGAAUAGCAUAUGUUAAUGAGAAAGAAGGUGGCCCAAACAACCAUCUGCUGAAAAACAUGAAAAAAGCUGUCGACCAGAAUCCUAAGCUUGCUCCUGAAACAAAAGGUGUUAUUCACUGGAUUAUGGAUAUUCCCUUUGUGCUCUCUGCCAAUCUUCAUGGAGGAGACCUCGUUGCAAACUAUCCUUAUGAUGAGACUCGGAGUGGCAGUGCUCAUGAAUACAGCUCUUGCCCUGAUGAUGCUGUUUUUCAAAGCCUGGCUCGCAGUUAUUCUUCUUUUAAUCCUGCUAUGUCUGAUCCAAACAGACCACCAUGUCGUAAAAAUGAUGAUGACAGCAGCUUUGUGGAUGGAACAACUAAUGGUGGUGCAUGGUACAGUGUCCCAGGAGGAAUGCAGGAUUUCAAUUAUCUCAGUAGCAAUUGCUUUGAAAUCACAGUGGAGCUUAGCUGUGAAAAAUUCCCCCCUGAAGAAACUCUGAAGGGCUACUGGGAGGACAACAAGAACUCCCUUAUCAAUUACAUUGAGCAGAUUCAUCGAGGAGUGAAGGGGUUUGUCAAAGAUCUUCAGGGCAAUCCUAUAGCAAAUGCUACAAUUUCUGUGGAGGGAAUAAGCCAUGACAUUACAUCAGCCAAGGAUGGUGAUUACUGGAGGCUGCUUGUGCCUGGAAAUUACAAACUUACAGCCUCAGCACCAGGCUAUCUAGCAAUAACUAAAAAAGUGGCUGUACCCUCUAGCCCUGCAGUUGUGGCUGAUUUUGAACUGGAGUCAUUGUCUGAAAGAAAAGAAGAGGAGAAAGAAGAGUUGAUGGAAUGGUGGAAGAUGAUGUCAGAAACAUUAAAUUUUUAAAUUAAGAUUUUGGCUCUACAGCUUUUAAUCUAUUAUAUGUUGACUUAGUAUAAUGUACUGUGGAAAGUCCUUAUAUUAUAGAUUUUGUGCACUUGACAAAAAUUAACUUUGAAUUUUUCAGUCAUCUUUUGAUUAAUAUUAUUAAAAUGAACUACUGGCCUACUAGCUCGAUAAAUAAGUUAUUAGUUUUCUUUCAUAUUGUUAUAGAAAAUUUACUCCUAUAUACAAAUAAGAAAAAAUGAGUGAAUGUCUCUGCAGCCUAUAUGGAAGUACAAUCUGUUGUGUAUUCUUUCAAGUUCGGAAUAUAUAGGUUAACUCUUGAUUUUUUUAAAAAAUAAAUAUGCUGUAGCCAAUUCCCAAUACUGCCAGAAAUAUUUGACAGUGCAUAGUAGUAGGCAGUGCUCUUUACUGAGUUCUAUAGUGGGUGUUAUUGAGAAGAUUUAUAAUAACACUGAGUGGUGUAACAAUGUUUUAAAAGGAUUAAAAUUCAGUAUAACAUUUUGCAUGUCUCUUGUGUUGGGGCUAUUUAAAUAUAUAAGAAACAUAAGCUGUGUUCAUUUUGCUAAGCAGAAGGAAUCUGUGUAAGCUCCUUUACGAAAUAGAAUUAAUUUAGAAUUGAGCAGAGCUUCAUACAAUUGUUAAUGAUGUUUCAAGUUCAGGGUUUAAUUAUUUCUCAUUACUUGCUAAACAAAUUAAAAAUUGUGAAUGGGUGAAGAAGAGCUUGUGCUUCUUGUUAGUAUGCUGCUUCUCUCUAGAAAAAAAAUUUUUACAGCUAGACAAAAAAAUUGUUUUAGGUGAUGUCUGUUUUAAUUAGGAUACUAGCUUUUUAGCAAUUGUUACAUGUGUCAGUGGUGUCUAGAUAAUCAGCCAAAAGUUCACCUGUUCAUAGAAAGCUUCCAAAACGUUACAAUUUAGACAAUGAACUGGAAGUCUACUGAGGACACUCAUUUAGUCUCAGAAGCAAAAAAUGGUUUUGUUUCCAACUUCUGCUUCUUAGUCUUAUCUACAGCUCUAAGCCAGAGAGAUAAGCAAAUGUUUUUUCAGUGUGGCAAAAAUUUUAAAAAAAUACUUAAAGAUUAUUAAAAAACCCAACUUUGACUUUAAAAUAUCUUUCUUCCUCCCAUGUUUUUUUAGCAUAUCUGAAUUAACUUGCUAUAGCAUUUUGUAUAAGAGAGUGAAAUUUGCAGUGUCAGAGAAUACACAUGACCCACAGUGGAUGCAAGUGUAAUUCUCCUGAAACCACUGUCUCUAUGCUAGCAUGAUGCAGUAUGAUAGCAGCUAGGUGUCUCAUCUGUUUGAAAGUUUACACACUAUUGCUGGUCUGUUUAAUUCAAGAUCAGAUUUUUGCUACAGAUUUCCUUCCUCUGUUUCUUUAGUAUCACUGUGUUUUGAUCAGUAUAUUACUUUAGCUGGUGCUGCAGGAAUUCAGUACUUUCCAAACUAACCAACAAUGCACUAUCAUCCUCCUGCUAUAAGUGAAAAAUCACAUGUUCAGGAUUAGGAUCCAAAUUUUCUUCCUUUGGGUAUUUAAAAAUCUACUUAAAAUGCUUUAUUUUGAGAAUUUGAAAUUCUUUAAUAAAAAUAGCACUUGAUCCUUUAAAGUAAGGGGCUUAAGGUUUGACACACAUUGAUAAAUCAAACAGCAAUAAAAAGGCAUAAACCUUCUCUGAUCAAGAACUUGUGUAACCUGUGGCUCAUUUGAGCAGUAGAUAUUUAAUUCCCAGCAUCAGGGGAACUUUACUUGCUCUAAGUCAUUAUGCAGUGAUGACCUUUAAAUCUCCCUUACAAUGAAUAACCCCUGUGGCAAAUGAAGAAUCUUACCUGUAUGUGCCUUGAUAGCAACUUGUGGCUAUAGCUGGGCAGAAGAGCGUGCAGAAAGGACGCCCAAAUACACCAGCUUGGCUGUUUAUGACACUUGGAAGGCUAAGGGAGGUAGCAGAAAACACACUCUGUGUUUGGAAGUAACAAUUCUCUGUUCAGCUGAACCAGGUAAAAUCUAAGCAAACAUUACAAAAAAUUAAUUAAAAUAAGAGACUGCUGGCAUGUGGGUAAAUGGCUACAGGAGUGGUUCUGACCUGUAAACUACUGUAAUAAAUAAGCAAGUAGUAAAGCAAGUGGGUAUUUGUCAGAAUACCCUGCCCUGCCUCUUCCAAACUUAAUUUCAAUCCAAACAAUAUUACUUCAUGGUGUGAUGCCUGUCAUGCAUCCAGUCUUCCUGUGUGGUAGAUUGUGUGGCAUAGUUAGUACAGACAUUAUACCAAAAUGAUCUCAUUACAGAUUUCUGGUCCUUACUUGUAUUACGUGUGUGAAAUCCUCUGGUCUGAUGUUUCAUGCAUUUGCAAUUAAAUGUAGUGUCCCUUAAAUGAUCUCUUUGUUUUGCUCUAGAUGACUGCUUGCUAUUACUGUGCUGAGAACAGCUUAAGUGAUUAAAUGUUACAACACCAGAACCACUGCCACUGUUCUUGCUGUAGGUAAACAUCCUUAAGGACAGCAAAGCCAGGACUCUUAAUAAAUGAAUUCAUAUUAUGUAGC
Calypte anna (Anna's hummingbird) is the source of this 4205-nucleotide messenger RNA. RefSeq names its product carboxypeptidase E (gene CPE). Lineage: Eukaryota; Metazoa; Chordata; Aves; Apodiformes; Trochilidae. The record is from RefSeq and is a predicted model, not a curated record. Gene Ontology annotation, biological process: proteolysis. Gene Ontology annotation, molecular function: zinc ion binding; metallocarboxypeptidase activity. The coding region runs from base 267 to 1673 and encodes 468 amino acids. The transcript is spliced from 9 exons.